Molecule: messenger RNA, 420 nt
Organism: Spirometra erinaceieuropaei
Lineage: Eukaryota; Metazoa; Platyhelminthes; Cestoda; Diphyllobothriidea; Diphyllobothriidae
Source: the annotation of a GenBank genome assembly
AUGGAGGACGAGCGAAAAAUGGAGGUAUUUGACCACCACUGCUUGAGGACCAUCCUUCAAGUGAAGUACAUCGACUUUGUCUCAAAUGAGACAGUCCGCGCUCGCUGCGACAACAUCGCAAGGAUAACUCAGACCAUCCAAGAAAGACGACUGAGGUGGUUCGGGCAUGUUCUUCGUCGUCCACCUCAGGAGCUCACCGUCACUGCCCUCGAUCCGCCACCGCUACCCCAUUGGAGGCGUCGAAGAGGUCAGUCCAAAACCUGGCUCGACACAGUUCGUCAAAACAUGGAGGUGGUUCUUGGACCUUCGGUAUUCGUUCUACGUCGUUGGCGAAAGGAAUGGGUUGAGCUGUCCAGAUCUGCUGCCGCGGAUCGUCACGCGUGGAGAGGUACAGUUCGUGACAUCAUCGAGGCCGGCUAG